GCUGUCUCAGCACACACUCACCGUGUUUAAGUGACUGGAUGCUGAGAGAGAAAAGAGAGAGGAGAAAUAUUUUAAAUCGGCGGGACAGAGAGGAGCAGUGCAGGCGGCUUUCCCACCCCCCCUCCUCGCUGCAGACAGCGAAGAAGCCGUGCGGAUUCCCUGCUGAUUCAAACGCGCUCACCUGACAGAAGGACAGGGGCGCAAAAAGACGCUUCACUGGUGGAGUAACCUAACCUGCUGUUCAGUCGGAUUGGACCGUUAUUGGAUCCGGCGUAAUUGCCCUUUCCCUUUUUCUUUUUGGAUAUUAUGUAAAAACACAAAAAGCUCUCACCAGCUGGACGGCAAAGCUCCAUUCAAGAUUUGGUCCUGAAGGAUUGGCUGCCGUUUGCAUACUGAUCAGUUUCCAGAGGGAAUAUCCAGAGCGCACAUCCACAGAGACCGUGCGGGUCCGAUGAAUGUGUAGCAGAGCCCAGCCAUGCCAAUAACAAGUAAAGGGUCAAGACCGAGGUCUUGGGUCAGCCGACCCUGCGUGUGUUCAAGGCUCUACCAGCCAAAGCUGCUCUUUUUUCUCUUCAUCCUCCUUCUUCAGUUAACAACUGUUCUUGGAGCACUGGAGCUCCAGCUAGAUGAAGGUCAGCCAGCAGGGACCAUUGUUGGUGACAUUAGUGCUGGGUUACCGCCUGAUGAAACUGCAAGUCUUUUUUUCAUCUCUGACCAUGAGGGCACAGGUGUUGGGAGUGACCUCCACAUCGAUGAGACCACAGGCAUUAUUACCACUGCACGAAGGCUUGACCGUGAAGAGAGGGAUCACUAUAGCUUCAUUGCUGUUACUAUGACAGGCACAACCAUUGAGGUGUCAAUCACUGUCAAUGAUAUCAAUGAUCAUGCGCCCGUGUUCCCCAAAAAGAAAACUGUUCUUAAGAUUCCUGAGCACACAGCAGUGGGAACGCGGUUUUCUCUGGACCCUGCUACUGAUGCAGAUAAGGACCAGCUGACCACUCAAGGCUAUGUUAUAAAAGAGGGCAAUGUUGGCCAGACAUUUGGACUUGAGACUAAAAGGGGAGCUAACAAGGUGCUGUAUCUAGACCUGGUGGUCAGUGGACUGUUGGACAGGGAGAAACGCUCAUCUUACACCCUGGUCCUAGAGGCCUUUGAUGGAGGCUCACCAAGAAGGAUAGGAUCAAUGACCCUGGAAGUUACAGUAACUGACAUCAAUGAUCAUGCACCGGUCUUUAAUCAGAGCAGAUACCACGCUAUCAUCUCAGAAAGUCUCCCACAAGGGAGUAGCAUCCUACAGGUGUUUGCAACAGACGAGGAUGAAGGUGACAAUGGUCUGGUGCUUUAUGAAAUCAAUCGCCGACAAAGUGAUCCUGACCGUUACUUUGUCAUUGAUCUAAAGUCAGGGGUCAUCACAUUGAAUAGGCCACUGGACUAUGAGCUGAAGAGGGUCCAUGAACUGGUGGUCCAGGCCAGGGAUAAUGCCAGCCAACCUGAGGUGACGAAUGCUUUUGUAACAAUUCAUGUCCGUGACUUCAAUGACAACCAGCCAACCAUGACCAUCAUCUUCCUCAGUGAAGACGGCUCUCCAAGAAUCUCAGAAGGAGCCCAACCAGGACAGUAUGUAGCUCGAAUAUCCGUCACCGACCCAGACUAUGGAGAGUAUGCCAAUGUUAAUGUGUCCCUGGAGGGUGGUGAUGGGAAGUUUGCUCUUACAACCAAGGACAGCAUCAUUUACCUGAUAUAUGUGGACCAAGUCUUGGACAGAGAGGAGCGGGAUUCAUAUGACCUCAGGGUGAUGGCCACAGACUCUGGCACACCUCCUCUCAGGGCGGAGUCCUCUUUCACCAUUCAAGUGACUGAUGUCAAUGACAAUCCUCCUCUUUUCGACCAACAGGCCUAUAGACAAACCAUUCCUGAGGUUGUGUACCCUGGAUCCUUUGUUCUUCAGGUAACAGCCAGGGACAAAGACCAGGGCCCAAACGGGGAUGUGCGAUAUACCCUACUAAAGGGGAAAAACUCUCACUCUGACUGGUUUUCAAUCGACCCACUAACAGGGAUCAUUACCACUGCAACUGCUCUGGACUUUGAAUCAGAACCAGCCCCUAGUAUAACUGUUGUUGCGACGGAUAGCGGCCGUCCACCCCUGUCAUCGACAGCAAAGGUGGACAUUGUGCUUCAGGAUGUUAACGACAACACACCUGUGUUCUCCAGAAACUUCUACAAUACCUCCAUCAAAGAAAACACCCCAGCUGGGACCUGCUUUUUAGAGGUGUCAGCCACAGACGAAGACCGUGGUUCCUUUGGUACUGUAGCCUAUACCCUGGCUUCAAGCUCUGGAAGCAUACUGCCAACAACCUUUACCAUAGACAAGGAGUCUGGUCAGCUUUGUACCAGCACAGCUCUUGACAGGGAUGAGGGGCUGGACAAGUUUGACCUGACUGUUACUGCAACAGAUGGAGGUGGCCUGAGCUCAGUAGCACGUGUUAGAGUCACAGUCUUAGACAUUAAUGACAACCGGCCCACCUUCUAUCCAGUUCAGUACACAGUCAGUCUCAGUACCCAUAGUGCUCCGGGAACCUCUGUUGUCAAGGUAACAGCCAAUGACCCUGAUGCUGGUGAAAACGGCAGGGUGACCUACCGCACAGUACCUGGAGGGGGCUCCACUUUCUUCACCCUCAACAAGGACACAGGUGUGAUUUCUCUGUCUCGCUCACUCCAUGGCAAAGCCAACACAGUCAUCUCCAUGGUGAUAUCAGCUGAGGAUGGUGGUGGUCUGACGGCACCCGUCAACGCCAGAGUCAAUGUGAGCGUGGUGGGAGGCUCUGUGGCAUCACCAGUGUUUGAACAGGCUCAGUAUUUUUUCACAGUGUCUGAGGAUGUUCUCAGGGGGACGGCAGUGGGAAUGGUUCGGGCUGCUACGAAAACAGGUGUGUCUAAAGGUAUUUCCUACUCCAUCUCUUCUGGAGACCCUGACGGUUACUUCACAGUGGAUAGUGCCACUGGUACCAUUCGCACAGCCCUUCCUCUUGACCAUGAAACCUUCUCGAGUCUUGAGCUUGAGAUCCAGGCACGUUCCGGCUCUCCUCCAGCCUAUGGAACCUGUCGGGUGCGCAUAACUAUUUCUGAUGUAAAUGACAAUGCCCCUACCUUCCUCCCUUCCUCAUCAGAGUCCCUGUUAUUGCCUGAGAUCACCAAAAUGGGGACUGUUAUCUACCGUAUUCAGGCCACAGACAAAGACUCUGGCCAUAACGGUCAGCUCAGCUUUGACCUAGUUUCUGCCGGUGCUGCAGGCAGCAGUGGUCAGAGGACGUUUGGCGUGGACCGUGGAAGUGGGGAGGUGCGUCUGAUUGGCAGUCUUUCAUAUGAGACUGUCCCACGCUACGAUCUUCAGGUGAUUGCCAAGGAUGGUGGAGCACCUCAGCUCAGUUCCACCUUCACACUUGUGGUUCACAUCCAAGCACAAGAUGCACAAGGCCCCAAGUUUGAUACCCUCACCUACAGAGUGGAACUACGGGAAAACACAGCUCUCAAUACCCGUUUCCUCCAGGUUCGAGCACUCAACAGGGAAGCUUCUGGGAAUGGUGGAAGCUCGUCAUCUUCUUCCUCUCCUAUUUCCUACCGCCUUAGGCCUGAUGGUGAUGCUGCUGGAUUUGGCAUCAUGCCAGACAGUGGUUGGCUGUUUGUUCGGAGCUCUCUGGAUCGAGAAGUCAAAGAUAUGUACCAUCUGACAGUCCUCGCCAUGUCAGGUCCUGGAGGAGCAGGGAGGACUGGCAGUGCAGCUGUCAGGGUGACUGUUACUGAUGAGAAUGACAAUUCCCCACGACUCAGCCAGGAGAGGGUGUUUCUGGCUGUCAGAGAGAACUUGCUGGCAGGGACAGGCUUUGGCAGGGCAUCUGCAACAGACAGAGAUGCAGGACUAAACGCUCGUCUCACCUACAAGCUGCUGCAUGCAGACAGGCACUUUCAGAUCAACUCACAAACAGGCGAGAUCAGCACCCGCCUUGCCCUGGACAGAGAGCAGCAGUCCAGCUAUCAGCUUGUUGUAGUUGUACAGGAUGGGGGCACGCCUCCUCGCAGCGCCACUGGCACUGCUCAUAUCACCGUGCUGGAUGAAAAUGACAAUGCCCCAGCUUUUACUCAUGUCAGGCCUGACAGGGAGCUGCUGCUUCAGGUGACAGAGGGUCUUCCAUCUGGGACAGUGGUUGGGACAGUGACAGCUAAAGACCCAGAUGAGGGAGAGAAUGGCACCAUAUACUACUCUUUAUCAGGCUCCAGAGCAGAACGUUUCUCUCUCAACCCGAUCAGUGGCGAGAUCAGAACUGCUUCCCCUCUGAGAUGGGCAGAGCGAUCUGAGUACACCUUCACUGUAACUGCUGCUGACCACGGCACACCAGGUCUUAGCUCUACCUGCCAGACACGCAUACAGGUUCUCAGCUCCUCCAGGUCCAUCCCAAAUCCCAAUGUCCUCUCUAUGAUCCUGAACACAGCCGAAGGGGCUCCUCCAGGCUCCAUCAUUGGUUCAGUGCGCCCACUUAACCAGCAUGAACCUGCUGUACUAGAAGGCCAGAUGACCUACCUGGUAGUGGGAGGGACAGACCGAGAUGGGACUUUCAUGGUGGACCGUCUAAAGGGUGAUGUGUACCUGGUACGUGAGCUGGACUAUGAGAGGGGUUCGAGGUACACGCUGCACAUCGAGGUGUCUGACUUUUCACAAGCCUUCCCCAGCAGCCACCUGGUGAAGCUGGAUAUCAAUGUGCAGGACAGCAACGACCAUGCCCCACAGUUCUCAGAGGACCCUGUUACCAUUGUGAUUGCAGAGAAUAUAGAGCCAGGUUCUUCCAUAUAUACGUUCCAAGCUAUCGAUCAGGAUGGCAGUGGACCCAACAGUGACCUACGUUACUCCAUUGAGCACCACUGGCCUGACACUGCUGAUCUCCUGAUCCUUGACCCGUCCAGCGGAGUCCUGACAUUGGGACAGAAGUUAGAUCAUGAAUCCACACCCUCCCUUUACCUUGUGGUGCGAGCCACAGACCAGGCCGUGGAUCCAUCUCAGAGGCGUUGGGGUUCGGUCACUGCUCGACUAUUUGUGACAGAUGAAAAUGAUAAUUCUCCUGUCUUCAGCUCUCCAUCUGCGGUCAGUGUCAUGGAGGAUCAACCUAUAGGGUUUGUAAUUUUGUACAUAAUGGCCCGAGAUGCAGAUGAAGGAGAAAAUGGCAGAGUUUCAUAUAGAAUCCAGGCAGGCAACAGUGCCGAUCGCUUCAGUCUGAACCCCAACACUGGCUCUCUUUCCAUCCUUAAAGCCCUGGACCGAGAAGACCAAGAAGUCUUCAAUCUAACUAUUGUAGCAGAGGAUCAUGGGAUACCUCAGCUUUCCACUUCGCAGGUUCUGUGUGUGCAGGUGAUUGAUGUGAACGAUGAAUCUCCAGUGUUUCAGCAAGCUGAGUUCGAGACCCAGGUGAUGGAAAAUCAAGGACCAGGAACUACAGUGUUGAUGGUUACUGCCACUGACCGGGACCAAGGUUCUAAUGGCCACAUAACAUAUGGAGGUGUGACAGAGGACGGCUUCAUCAUCAAUCCUAUCACAGGAGUCAUCACCACCACAAAGGAACUUGACACAGAACUACAGGAUCACUACACACUCACUGUGUAUGCCAGGGAUGGAGGGCUGCCGCCUAACUUUGCCAAGGCUGUGGUACGUGUGGAAGUACAGGAUGUGAAUGACAAUGCUCCAGUAUUUGCAAAGCUGUGGUAUGGACUUGAGGUGCCAGAGAACCAGGAGCCUAUAGAGCUUUGCUUCCUCAAGGCCACAGAUCCUGACUCAGGUCCUGGUGGAGAGCUGGAGUACAGAAUUGCUGGGGGGGACCCUGAUGGAGAUUUCCAACUCCACAUCAGCACAGGAGCCCUGUCCACCUCACGUGGGCUUGACAGGGAGAAGAAGGCUGAAUAUACCCUGGAGGUGGUGGCCAUGGACCGAGGCAGCCCAGCUCUCAGUGCUACUGUCACUGUGGAAGUCAAAGUUCUGGACGUUAAUGACAACAGCCCUGUCUUUAGCAAAAGUAGUUACACAGUGGAAGUGUCAGAGGAUGCUGCAGAAGGUUCUCAAGUUCUGCAGGUGUCAGCAACAGAUGCUGAUGAUGGUUUCAAUGGGAAAGUUCUGUAUUUCCUCAGCCAUGAGGCACAUGGAGCCUUUGCUGUGAAUGAGGACACUGGUCGUAUCACCAUAUCAGCCCCUCUGGACAGGGAAAAACUGGCAUCUUAUAGCUUUCAGGUGUUUGCUGUUGACCUUUCACCUGCUGCACCUAGGAACACUUCUGCUCAGGUCACAGUGACCAUCCUUGAUGUCAAUGACAAUGCUCCCUUCUUCAUCCAAGAUCCAUUAAUUAUCGAAGUGUCCAGCAGACGUUCUCAGCGGGUUUUAGCCACCAUGAAGGCUGAGGACAAGGACUUUGGGGCCAAUGGUUCUGUGUUUUAUCGUUUUGCCACUCCAGUGAAGGGCUUUAGCAUCAACUCCUUGACUGGGGAGAUCCAGGCCACUGAGCUACUGGGAGAUUUGACCCAGGCUCAGAGGACCCUGAUUGUGGAAGCCAUGGACCAAGGCAGUCCAGCUCAGUCUGCACAGGGGGUGGUGGUGAUUUAUGUGAAGGAGGUGGAGUACAAUGGCAUUCGUUUCUCUGGGAAUGCUAGAGACGUCAGCAUACAGGAGAAUGCUGCCAAAGGCACAGCUGUGGCUCAGGCUCAGGCCCAACAUCCAGAUGGCACACGUAAAGGGAUUAGCUAUAGCCUCUUUAGCGGAAAUCGAAAGCAGGCCUUCAGCAUCAGCUCCUCAACAGGUGAAAUUUGGGUGCAGAGUUCUAAGGGUCUAGACUUUGAAGAUACCCCCAGACUCCGUUUAGUUGUGAAGGCUGAAACUCUGUCCUCCACAUCUUUUAUGGCUAUUAACUUGGUCCUGCAGGAUGUCAAUGACAACCUUCCUCGCUUCCAGCUGCAGAAUUAUGUGGCCUACAUGAAAGAAGCGCAAGGAUAUGAAAUGCCAAUCAUACAGGUGGUGGCUGAAGAUGUAGAUCAGGGCCAAAAUGGCCAGGUCACAUACUCCAUCCAGUCAUCCAGUAUGAGUGGGUUGUUUAAGAUCGACCCUGUGACAGGAAGCAUCACCACAGCAGCCAUCAUGGAUCGUGAGAUCUUUACACAGACUAAACUAGUAGUCACCGCAACUGAUAGAGGAAGUCCAAGAUUGGCUGGUUCAGCCACACUGACAGUUAUAAUUGUUGACCAGAAUGACAACAGUCCAACUAUUCCCUUGCCUCAAGAGAUCCGCAUCCCAGAGAAUACUUUGAUAGGCACAGAGAUCACUCUUGUGACAGGCAACGACGUUGACUCCAGUCCUGCCCUCUCCUACUCCUUGCAACUGGACCCUACAGCCUCAGGCAAAUUUGGGAUUCACCGCUACAGUGGAGGUGUUUCACUCACUGGCCGUUUAGACUUUGAGGAGAAGACGUGGUACACCCUGACCGUCAGAGCAACAGACAGCCAGCACCAAACUGAGGCUAACAUUACGAUAGUAGUGGAAGACAUUAAUGACAACGCACCUGCAUUCACCCAUGAUCUCUAUCAGAUCACCCUGCCUGAACACACACCACCUGGAAGUGCAGUCAUCACAGUAACAGCUACUGACAGGGACUCUGGAGAGAAUGGGAAGGUCACGUACAGAAUGAUGUCGUCAACUCAGGAGGGUUUCUACAUUGACCCCAGCAAUGGAACCCUGUUUCUCAAUCACAGAGCAGAGUUUGAUCCCGAACGUCCAUCAGUCAACAUAGUCAUUGAAGCUUGUGAUGGAGGCUCACCUUCUCUCACCUCUUUGACUACAGUUCAGGUUCAAAUUGCUGAUGUCAAUGACAAUGCGCCUGUUUUUCACCAGUCAGAUUACAGAGCUACAAUUCCAGAGGAUUCCAUCCCAGGGUCAACAGUUCUGACUUUUGAGGCCUUUGAUAGUGACCUAUCACGAGAAAACUGUGGCUUUGACUUUGCUAUUGCCAAUGGGAAUGAAGGAAAUGCAUUCCAGAUUGAAAGCAGCGUGAGGUUCCUGGAAGGUCGAGGCUUUCAGACUGUUGGAACCCUCCUGCUAGCUGAGAUGCUUGAUUUUGAAACCAAACCAUUCUACAACCUCACAGUGGUGGUUUCGGACCGCGGUGUGCCCCAGAGGAGCUCCAGUGUUGCUGCUCUGAUAUCCAUUGGUGAUGUGAAUGACAACCCUCCAGUUUUCAGCAGAGCAGAAUAUACUGUGUCUCUCAGUGAAGGAGCUGCUUCUGGGACUGAGAUUAUGCGACUGACUGCCACAGACCCAGACUCAACUCCUAAUGCUGAAAUCCAAUAUACCAUCAGCUCUGGUGAUGAGGUGAACUUAUUUUCCAUUGAUCAGUGGACUGGAGCCAUGCGUCUUCAGCGAGCACUUGAUCGUGAGCACCAGUCCACACAUAUUGUCAUCAUUCAAGCCACAGAUGGACAGGGUCACUUCGCCUUAGCUCCCGUCAUUGUUGAGGUGAAAGAUGUAAAUGACAAUCAUCCAUUCUUUCCUGUGGAAGUCCUGACAGCCAGUAUCAGAGAAAACCAACCAGCAAACUCAGCAGUGACUGUUCUUCAUGCCAUAGACCAUGACACAGGGGUUUUUGGCCAGCUGAAAUACUACAUGGUGGAGAGGUCUGGGGCUGGAAAAGACAGUUUUGCUGUGGACCAGAAUUCAGGAGAAAUCACAAGCAAAAUUCCAUUUGACUUUGAGAAGAUCAACUCCUUUAAUUUCGUAGCAUUGGCAAUAGAUUCUGGCAACCAUUCAGCCACUGUGACUGUACAGGUGUUUGUCACAGGUGAGGAUGAGUAUGACCCAGUCUUCGCAUCCAGUGAUUUCUCAUUUGAAGUCCCAGAGGGAGCCAGGAAAGGCCAGAGCAUCGGCCAGGUCCAAGCAAAUGAUGAGGAUGGAGGGGUGGAUGGUAUUGUUCUCUACUCUCUAACCUCCAACUCACCAUUUUUUGAUGUAAACAAAACCACUGGAGUCAUUUUCCUCAAGUUGGACAGUUCAGGCAGCAGCAGCAGCAGCAGUGGUUCAGGUCGGGCUAAGCGGGAAACCAGGGUAAUGACCCUGGAUGUGAAAGCUCACAGUCCACUUGAUGCAUCUCGCACUACAACAGCCCAGAUCUCCGUUGAUGUUACUAACACCAACUUUGGCCUGGCUGCUGAUGUAAAUGUCUUGCUUAUUAGCAUCAUAGCCGUGUCUCUUGGUUUUAUCAUAUUGCUUGUAGUCAUGGCCGUGGUGGUGUUCCUGGUCAAGUCACGCAAGAGGAAGAAGGGCCAGGACACAGGCAACAGAGCUAUUACCUCAGGAACUGCCUUGAAGAAACUGGACGAUUGCAGCUCAGGGCCAGGUGGAGAGACUAUCUACCACCACACUUUGCCAGGUUAUGCAGGAGAUCAAAGUGGGGGUAGUGGUGGUCCCUAUACUAGAGGCGGCUCUUUGGAUCCUUCUCAUUCCAGUGGAAGAGGAUCAGCUGAGGCAGCAGAAGAUGAUGAGAUAAGGAUGAUUAAUGAGUACCCCCGUGUAGCUUCCAUCACCUCGUCUAUGCAGGAACACAUCUCAGCCAGAGGACCAGACUCUGGAAUCCAGCAGGAUGCUGACCAGCUCUCUGACAUCUCCUGUGAGCCUGCAGCUUUGGAGGGCAGCACCUGGUUCAAAGGAAAGAAACUGGGAGGUAGUCUGAGUGGGACCCUGCUUUCUGGCCAGUUACCAGUCUACAGGGAUGAGGGAGGUGGAUACCUGGGAGUUGGCCGUGGUCUGAACAUUUCACUCCCCAAGGACUACGCAUUCCCUGAGGAUGGUAAACCUUCAGUGGAUGGUUCUCUCACUGCUAUAGUUGCCAGUGAUGAGGAGCUUCGAGGGAGUUACAACUGGGAUUAUCUGCUUAACUGGUGCCCCCAGUUCCAACCUCUUGCUAAUGUCUUUACUGAGAUUGCCAGACUGAAAGAUGAAACGGCUCAGCAGAGUCAGAAUCCUCGUCAGCCCUUUCAGCCCAAACCCAAAAUGGAUCCCAAACCUAGAAUCGACCCUCCACCGCUCAUCACAUCAGUGGCCCACCCAGGGGCCAUGUCAGUUCCCCCAAAAGUUCCUGUGAUUGGGCGGACAUUCCCCCACUUGGCCUCGCUACGCAGGUCCCCAAUCAGUCAUGAGGGAUCCAUUUCAUCAGCAGCAAUGUCGCCAAGCUUCUCCCCUUCUUUGUCACCUUUGGCUGCUCGAUCCCCAGCAGUUUCUCCAUUUGGAGUCACCCAAGGACCCUCAGCAUCUAUGAUCAGCACCAGGGAGCCCUCACUGGACCAGAGUCCCGAUCAUGAAAUGAGAAUAUAAUUGAAAAAUGACAGAACAGCGUAAGGAGGAUUUCUAAAUGAGACAACAUGAACAAAGAAUAACAAACCAUCCAUUUGGAUGUUCUGAAUGUCAGAUGUACGAACAUUUUUUUUUUAAAUAAUUGACAGAGGGAUUCACAAAUGUCCAAAGGGUGGCAUUUGUUUUAAGUGAUUCAGGGGCAAUAAAAAGACCCACAAAAACUAGCUUUACCUUUUAAUGGUAGAAUAUUUGGAUUACUUCUUCCAGUGUUUGGCAGUAUUGAAGGAAGACAGAAGUGGAAACAUGCUUGGUUUGACAGAGACACAGGUCUCAAUGAACUGAUCAAGGUCAGGAGGUAAAUCAACCUCUUCAUGGGAGCGUGCACUCCUCAUGCCCUGCAGUCAGAGAUCUCUUUGUGUGUAAAUAGAUAAUUGCGUAGUUUUCUCGUUACCUCACUGGCUGGCCAGAGAGCUAAGGACCUUGUUCCUCUCUUUGUGUCUGUGGACAUGUUUUUUACACUUCAGUAUUAAACUCACAAAGGGACUGCUUUUGAAAUGACUCCUGUGUAUGAGCAGACAAAGUGUGUGUGUGUGUUCACAAAGACUAAAUGAAUUGCCAAGUCAUCACAAUGGGAGAGCGAUUGAGAUUAUUCUUCUCACCAAUUCAAAUGACACUUUGUUUUCUUGUUUUCUUUUUUAUAUUUUCAUAUGAUUUAAGAUCCAUUAUUCCACAUUGAGAGAUUUCUGUUUUUGUGUAUUUGCAUAUAUGUAUAUGUGUAUGUAUGCAAGUUAUGCUAUGUACUGUGUGUCUCCUAGGUUUUUAGAGACUCCUGUGACAGUUCUGGUGUGUGUGAGUGGAAAAUGUUUGUUUUUAGCAUUAUUUAUAUGACAAGAGGACUUUUUGCCACAUUUUGACAAUAGGAAACAGAGCACUAGCUGUGUCGUUACCUUAAGAUUUUUUUUUUUUUUUUUUUUUUUUUGUCAAAUUGUUGAUCACCCCAAAUUCAAAAGAGCAGCUGGAUAAAAAUCUGUCCCCAAUAAAUGAAUGCCAAUCUCUCUAACACUUGUGGUGAGCACUUAUGCGUAAUGGCACAUUCCCUCUGUAUUCAGGGAUAAUUCAAUUGUAAUCACCUUUGUGUCUUUCUUUUUU
This is a messenger RNA of Melanotaenia boesemani (Boeseman's rainbowfish), 11515 nucleotides long. RefSeq names its product dachsous cadherin-related 1b (gene dchs1b). Gene Ontology annotation, molecular function: calcium ion binding. Gene Ontology annotation, biological process: homophilic cell-cell adhesion. Gene Ontology annotation, cellular component: plasma membrane. The record is from RefSeq and is a predicted model, not a curated record. Lineage: Eukaryota; Metazoa; Chordata; Actinopteri; Atheriniformes; Melanotaeniidae. The coding region runs from base 476 to 10387 and encodes 3303 amino acids. The transcript has 29 exons.